AUGGCCGACCGCGAACAACCAUAUGAUCCUUAUAUCCCCUCUGGAUCUAACCAGCCUGUUGCCGGUAGUGGAAAUGGCGGAAAUCAGAGAACAGCAGCGCUUCAAGCUCAAAUCGAUGAUACCGUCGGUGUAAUGCGUGAGAACAUCAAUAAAGUCUCCCAGCGUGGCGAAAAUCUCGAUUCUUUGCAAGACAAAACCGAUAACUUGGCCGUUUCCGCCCAAGGCUUCCGUCGCGGAGCGAACAGAGUGAGAAAGCAGAUGUGGUGGAAGGACUUCAAGAUGCGCAUAUGCAUAAUCGUCGGGAUCAUUUUACUGCUGGUCGUUAUUAUUGUGCCUUCUGUUGUAUUGAAAAAAUGA
Histoplasma capsulatum G186AR is the source of this 357-nucleotide messenger RNA. RefSeq names its product synaptobrevin. Gene Ontology annotation, cellular component: plasma membrane; SNARE complex. The coding region runs from base 1 to 357 and encodes 118 amino acids. The transcript has 3 exons. Gene Ontology annotation, molecular function: syntaxin binding; SNAP receptor activity. The record is from RefSeq and is a predicted model, not a curated record. Gene Ontology annotation, biological process: vesicle-mediated transport; vesicle fusion. NCBI's taxonomy places the organism in Eukaryota, Fungi, Ascomycota, Eurotiomycetes, Onygenales, Ajellomycetaceae.